AUGAGCGGCCGAAACGGCUACGGGAACGGAUACGGCUACUCCGACACCGGCCGCUACGAAACGAACGAUGGCGGAUAUGGCGGUACCAACAACAACCUUGGGGUAAACGGAUACAGUGGACGGGGUGCUGGAGCACCACCAGGCGGAGGUGGACGGUCAGAUCGUCGCCCGGGAGGCUACGGUGGCUUCUACCCCGACUCGAAUUCGCAGUCGCCUAUUUCGCAGAGCCAGUCUCCAGAGCGCCGGCGCGAUCGAGGAAAUCGGGACUACCAACAGCCCUCGCAGUCCACUUCCACUUCGCGGUCUCGGACGAGGAAUCAGGAUGCUGAUAGGCGAUACCGGGAGGAUCGGUCUAGAGAUGCGAGUCGGCGUGCGGAUACUAGGGAUCAGGAGAGGAAUGCGUCGCCUGUUGUUAGAAGGGGGACUACCUCUGGAGAGUCACAGGCUAUUGAAGCUGUGCUUCAGUCGAUUCAGCGCGAUUGGGACUUCAUGACCGACGCCGAGUGUGUGCCGGUACACGUUGCUUUGAGCUUGAUGGAUACGAGUACAUUGGGCAAGGCAGAUCGCGAACCGGACUUCCUGCAUAUGUACAAUGAUAUUCAGAAGACACUGAAGGCUAUUGUGAAUGAACAUCACCAAGGUUUCAACAGUUCCAUUGGUACUUAUCACAAAAUCCAGGCGAACAUCUCUUCUUCGCAAAAUCGAGUGCGCAACCUGAGACACGCCCUUGACCAAGCCAAAUCAGGAUUAAUAUCGACGAAGCCUGAGCUGAAAGGACUGGCAACGUCCUCUCAGAACUACGAUGACAUUGUUCAAUUGUUCACUCAGAUUGAAGAGGUUCAAUCUCUUCCCGAAAAGCUCGAAUCCCAGAUCUCGGACAAGCGAUUCCUUGCAGCAGUGGAUGUUCUUCACGCCGGUCUUCGACUGCUACGGCGUUCGGAACUGGAGGACAUUGGCGCCUUGUCUGAUAUCCGUGCUUAUUUCAUUAACCAGGAAACAUCACUUACGGAUAUCUUGAUUGAAGAGUUGCACGAUCACCUAUACCUCAAGUCACCAUAUUGCUCUGAUCGGUGGAAAGCGCCGACUACUGAAGGAGAGGUGAAUACAUCCAGUUGUACCGGAAACCGAUCCUGGGAGCGGCCUAUCUAUAGUUUCCUUGCCAAGUUCGAUCCGUUGACGCCCAUGGUCGAGGAUGCCUCCCGAAACCCGGAGGCAGACACCUUCUCCUAUAUUCAGCUGUUGAUCGAAGCACUUAACAAGAUGGGUCAUCUUGAUGUCGCAGUUCAUCGGAUUGAGCAGCGUCUUCCAGUCGAGUUGUUUGCUGUGGUGGAUAAGACGAAUGCCGACGUUGAUACUCGCUACCCUGCCCCCACUAAAAGUUUCUCAGCCCAGGACAACAAUUACAGCAAGUCCAAUCUCCCGACUGAUAUCAUUGAAAAACGUGGCCAUGUGCUCUCCGAGUUCCUGUGGGCACUAUAUGCCAAGUUCGAGGCUAUUGCAGAGGGUCACCGAGUCCUUCAUGAUGUUGUUUCGGCUAUUGUGGAGCGAGAAGGCCUCAUCAAAAGUGAGACACUUUCUGGUGGAUUCAAGGAGUUGUGGAAACUCCUGCAGAGCGAGAUACGGUCCCUCAUGCACGACUAUCUUGCGACAGAUGGAGAUUCCUCUGUCCGAUCUAGAGGCGAGGAGUCUGACUCUCGACGCCAUCUGUACUCGGGUAACCGUGAUAAGAACAAGAAAAUGUUCAAGCUAUCCGACAUUGAGCAAAGCUCAGAGAUGAAAGCCGAGCAAGAUGAGCUGGACGAGAUUCUCAAAUCCUCUGUGCCAGGGCUGGUUUCCAAGUCAAGGCAAAAGGCCGCCACGAAUGAUACUUCACAGUCCAGCAAGGGUAAUUCAGGGACUGGCCACAAGAUCUUGCUCGAGCCCAGUGUCUUCAAUAUGGGUCUCCUCCUACCACCUUCCCUAUCCUUCAUCCAGCGUCUCAAAGACAUUGUGCCUGUAGAUGCGGAUAUUGCCAUGAGCACAUUGACUUCCUUUUUGGACGACUUUAUGGUCAACGUCUUCCUGCCCCAGCUGGAUGAGACCGUGACGGAUCUCUGCACGCUCAGCUUUAUUGCUGCUGAUGCAUUUACAGAGGACCCCCAAUGGGCGAAGGUCUCUCCUCGGCCUAUUUUCAAGGGAACGGUCAAAUUCAUGACCAUUGUUCGAGAGUUUAGCAAAAUGCUGUCUAGUAUUCCACACGACCAGGCAUUCACGCAACUUCUUAUCGACCAGAUCGUGACCUAUUAUGACAAGUGUUGUGGAUGGUACAAAGCCAUGGUUACGAGAGUGUCUGCGCGCAAUCAUGGAGGCGGCGUCCGUUUGAAAGCUGCGGCAGCUUUUGUUGAAACAGGCGACAUCCGUGAUACAGUAGAAGAGCUGUGGAAAGGUUCCGGUGACAAGAAGCAGACUUUGAUUGAUACGGAAAUCGACUUGCUUCUCAAACGAACAAACGAAGUGCCUUUGGAGCCGUACGACAUCAUAUCCGACCCUAAGACUGUUGUCUCUCUUUCUCUUUUGUAUAACAGCAUGCAAUGGCUUGGAAGCCACCUUGCCAAAAUCCGCCUUGUUGUCGAGCACACAUCUGACGCCGAAUCAUCAAGUUUGACUGCAACCGGCCGGCCUUCACGCAGAUGGACCUUGUUCGGGGCCAUCAAACCCAAGCGUGAUAGUAUCAAUAACCCGGUGCAUUUGCCGCUCAAUCACGAGACAGUAGUAGCCUUCGAUGGGACUCUUGAAUCACUACACGGGCUUGGUACUACUGCACUUUUGACAAUGCACGUCGACAUCCGCUGCGGCAUCAUCCACAUGUUGACUAAGACCAUGUCCGGGCCAAACCCUCCUACACUACGCAACUCCGAGCCCGUAACUCCAUCCCCAAGUACGCAGGACAACUGGUGGCACAUCAUCAUGAACCAGCCAACAGCAGCAUCGCCCACGAUCCUCACAUUAAACAACGACCUCAUCGAAUUCGACACGAAUAUCUCGACAUAUCUCGGGUCCGUUGAGCGCUGGUUCAUCACAUCAGGUCUAGCCCGGUUCAUUGACCGCGUCUUUGUCGCCUGCACCCGGUACAUCGGGGCAAUGAACGAAAACGGUGCUCUGCGACUGCAACUCGACGUGCUCGUGCUGCAGCAGAACCUGAAGAACAUCAUUAUCGACCCAGCCAGUGAUGUCCCUUCCUCGACAACAGAUUUGCACGAGCAGGCCUCUCAGGAGGUCGUUGCCUUACCGCGAAGCGCCAAGUUCCUGGACUGGUUCCUCGAAGGCGCGGAAAAGUCCCUGGAUUACGCCAAGGAUGAAAAGGAGGCGUUUGCAUCUCAAGGUGCCAAGGCCUUGGCAGCUGGAAAUGGCGAGCCAUUCACAUAUGACGAGUUAUGUGUCCUGGUGGACUUGUGCUUCUCAGAGAUCCUCCGCGGCCCGCGUGGGGCAGAGAGCCGGGAGGACUUUAUGUCGGCGAAGAAGGCCAGUGCGGAUGCCCUACUAAGGCUGAACGAGAUCAUGUGGGACGCCCGGUAG
Molecule: messenger RNA, 3555 nt
Organism: Penicillium canescens
Lineage: Eukaryota; Fungi; Ascomycota; Eurotiomycetes; Eurotiales; Aspergillaceae
Product: exocyst subunit SEC8
Exons: 9
Coding region: 1-3555 (1184 amino acids)
Biological process (GO): exocytosis; Golgi to plasma membrane transport
Cellular component (GO): exocyst
Source: RefSeq, a predicted model, not a curated record